AUGUAUUUCAAUCUCGGUCCAUCCCUUUCCUCCCCUCCCCUCCCCUCCCCUCCCCUCCCCUCCUUUCCCCUCCCCUCCCAUCCCCUCCCCUCCUUUCCCCUCCCCUCCCCUCCCCUCCCCUCGUCUCUCCUCCCUCCCCUCCCCCUCCCUUUUCUUCCCCCACAACUCUUUAUCCAUCCACCCCUGCAGCUCUCCCUGUCCAGCAACGGCAUCACAUCACUCACCAACGAUCUCAGCGGGUGCAUGUCGCAGGAAAAGCUGCUCUGCCACCUCUUCCUCCCCUUCCCAUUCCCUCCGUUAUCAUCCAUCCAUCCACCCCUCACCCACUCAGCUCUCCCUGUCCAGCAACGGCAUCACAUCCCUCACCAACGAUCUCAGCGGGUGCAUGUCGCAGGAAAAGCUGCUCUGCCACCUCUUCCUCCCCUUCCCAUUCCCUCCGUUAUCAUCCAUCCAUCCAUCCACCCUUCACCCACUCAGCUCUCCCUCUCCAGCAACGGCAUCACAUCCCUCACCAACGAUCUCAGCGGGUGCAUGUCGCAGGAAAAGCUGCUCUGCCACCUCUUCCUCCCCUUCCCAUUCCCUCUGUUAUCAUCCAUCCAUCCAUCCACCCUUCACCCACUCAGCUCUCCCUGUCCAGCAACGGCAUCACAUCCCUCACCAACGAUCUCAGCGGGUGCAUGUCGCAGGAAAAGCUGCUCUGCCACCUCUUCCUCCCCUUCCCAUUCCCUCCGUUAUCAUCCAUCCAUCCACCCCUCACCCACUCAGCUCUCCCUGUCCAGCAACGGCCUCACAUCACUCACAAACGACCUCAGCGGGUGCAUGUCGCUGGAGGAGCUGCGUCUGGCACACAACCACAUCAGGGCCCUCUUUCCUGCUCCUUCCUCCCUCACCCGCGCCCUCUCCCCGGCCCUCUCCUCCCUCACCCGACUCCGCAUUCUCGAUCUCUCCUCCAACCGAAUCUCCUCGCUCAAGCUCCUCUCGCUCGCCACCCUCGCUGCCUUCCCCCGCCUCAACUCGCUCUCCCUCCGCGGCAACCCCCUGCUGGGGGACAAUCCCUCCACGGUUGAGGCUCAGAAUCUCCCCUCCUUGCAACUCUUGCCCCCCGCCCUGUUCCCACCCACACCAGAUUCUCAAGCAGCUGCUUCGCUUAAGGCUGUUGGAUUUGCACAAGGUGGGGAAGAGCUUUCUGGUCGAUUCAUUCUUUCCUUUCCUCUCUCUCCGCUCCUCUUCCUCCCUCCCCACCCGGCCCGGCCACACCAGAUUGUCAAACACCUGCCUCGCUUGCGAUUGCUGGAUUCACGCAAGGUGGGGAAGGGAGGAGGGAGGGGCCAAGAGGCAGAGGGGGCUGGGCAGGAGGAGGAUGAGGUUCUGGGUGAUAGCAGUGGAGAUGCUACUAUGGGGGAUGAGGAAGCGAAGGAAACGAAGGGAGAGGUGGGAAAAGGGAAGAAGAAGGGGCAGAAGAAGAAGCAGGGGAGUGAACAGGGGGAGGAAGAGGGGCAGAAACAGGAGGAAGGGGGAAAGGAGGGGAAGCAGGAGAGGGAGAAGACUGCAGAGGUGGUUAAGGAGAAAGGAGACAAGACUCACAGUGCUGCUGCCGGUGCUUGUGCUGUUGCUGGUGCUGCUGGUGAUGCUGCAGCGGGGGCGGAGGGGAAGAGAGCGAGGAGAAACAAGGCUAGGGCGGAAGAGGAGGCGAAGGUGAUGCAUGGGAGUGAACUGCUGCUGCCUGUGAUGGUGGACAGGAAGGGAGGGAAGAGGGAGGUGAAGGGGGGAAAUGGGGGACAGGAAGGGAAAGCAAAGAAAGAAGGGAAGAAAGGAGGGGAAGGGAAAUGGGAGGGUGCGAAGGGGGUGAAGAGAAAGUCAGAAGUGGUGGUGGGGAGUGGGGUGGGGAAAGUGGAGGAGGAUGGUGUGUGGAUGGCAGAAGGCAGGGCAGAGUUGCCAGAGAUGAAGGCAGGGAAUGUGAGGGUAAUAGAGAAGGUGAAGGGAAUGGAGAAGGUGGGGAAGAAAGGAGGCAUAGCCAAGGUAAGGAAGCAGGCGGGUGUAGCUAAGGUGUUGAAGAGUGAGUGGGCUGACCGGAUUGGGGAGGGAGGGGAGUCCGCUUGGGACAGUGAUAACGCUCGCGAUGAGGAGGAGCUGGGCGAUGGCGGUACCGAAUGGAUGCGCCGUCCUGGCAAGGAAAGUGGCGGCAUGGAAGAUGCGUACGACGAUUGGUGUCCUUCUCCGCGCCCGAUGAAUGACGCUGCUGAGUCCGACGGUGUUGAGGAGUGGAUCGCCUCGCCGCGAAACGAGGUUGCUGCAGAGCCGGCUGAAACGGUUGCAACGCAGGUCGUCGAUGCGGCCACUCCUGAGUCAUCCGGUUCAGUCGCUGUGAAGAAGCGACGGUACACGCAGCAGGUUUUGCAGUGGGGAACACCGCCUCCGAAGCCCGUCGCUCCACCUCCCCGUGCUGCCCCACCCCCCAUUCGUCCCCUUACAGACGAGGAGAAGAAGGAGAAGGCGUACCUGAAGGCGCAGAAGAGCUACAAGUCUGAUUGGCUGCCGAAGUUUGACUGGCUGAUUCUGGACAAGACGCCAGAGGGUGACCCGUGCCUGCGCUGCAGUGUCUGCAUGGAGCACGGGAAGGACAACGUGCGUUACGGUCGCAAUGGCGCUGGCGGUCGUGAUCUGCAGAUCGGGUCGAUGCGGUGGCACGAGAACAGCGCGAAGCACGAGGACGCCAUGAACAAGCAGGCAAACCUUCUGCAGAAGAUCGUGGACCAGAAGAAGAUUGAAGACUUCGCGAAUGGAGAUCCGGAAGGCUGUCGCGUCGCGGUACUCAUGCGCGCCAUGCGUUUUGUGUGCCGUACCGACACACCCAUCCACAUGUACCCACAGGUCGUGCAGCUUCUCGCAGAGGAGGGGGUCGCCAACAUUCCGCAACAAAGCUAUGGAGUGUACAUCACGCAGUACGGUUUCUCCGAGAUGGCCAAGGCUCUCACCGCCGAAGCACUUGCUGUGAAGGAGACGGCCGAAGCCGAGCAGUUCCAAGAUUUCUGGAUGGUAGACAAGGCCAUCCGUGCAGUGGGCGAGAUCGUAGGGAGAUCCACGCCGUGGUACGAGCGGUUCAAAGAGCUCCAGAUCGUGAUCCACAGCACCAACCUCGAGCACCAGGGACUGUUCGACGUGCGCUGGCUCUCCCGUGCCGAUGCGGUCAACCGGCUUGUCAAGAUUUUGGGGUCGGCAAUCGUGCUCUUUCUGGAGUACAAGCACAAGAUCGCCUCGGUUGUGAAGACCCUGAAAUUCCACUUCUGUCUGUAUUUCCUGGCAGACAUUUUGGGGGAGUUGAACUCCCUGAACCGUUUCUUCCAACGACGCAAGGUGGAGGUGACGCAAGUCACAGAGGAGGUCGACCGUGUGGUGUCCCUCAUCGAGCACCGCUACAUCGACUACGAUGGUGGUUUCGGGGCGGGUCUGAGCCCCAUCCUGUCUCCAUUCAUGGCACGUGUCAAGAAAGGGGACAAGAAGGUGAAGGUGGACGGCGUGGACGCUAGCGGCAUACCCGUCAAGCACACCUUCGAGCUCAGCGAGCUGCCGGACAAGAAGCACAAGUUCGGCGGGACGCUUGCAGAUUGCGUGAAGUUGGGCAAGGCCUUCGCCCGCGAGGUCGUGUACAACCUGAAGCACCGCAUGCGAGAUCUUCGUCGAAUGGGCGGCUUGAAGCUUUUCAGGGUGGACAAGUGGCCAGCGAAUCCGGACACGCGUGUGAGACGUUGUGCCACGUGGCUCCGCGAGAACUCUAAACUCUUCAACCACCAGCUGCCAGAUGUCGUGGACAUCUGGCGCAAGCAGAAGAAGAGGCGGCCUACAAAAUCCCCUGCACCCUUCCAACCAGCCAAUGACAAGGGCGGGCCAGAGGCCAGUUCGGACGACGAACGGGAGGAUGACGUGGCUUACGAUGAGUGA
Molecule: messenger RNA, 3939 nt
Organism: Closterium sp. Naga37s-1
Lineage: Eukaryota; Viridiplantae; Streptophyta; Zygnematophyceae; Desmidiales; Closteriaceae
Source: the annotation of a GenBank genome assembly